AUGAGCCCUCCUCCAUCCCGGAAGAACGGCGGCAGUCAUCCUUCCGCUCCAAAGCAGAUUCGCUUCGUUGCUACAGACGGACAACCGCAGACAAAGCGACGACGAGUUAACGCUGCGUGCCUUACAUGCCGCAAGCGCAAGACACGAUGUUCCGGUGAGCAGCCAGUGUGCCGGACAUGCGUUGACUACAAUCACAAGUGCCUCGGUUAUAGCGAAUCUUCCCAUGUUCGAGCGCAAUCUGACACCGCGCCUUGUACCCCCACCACCACAGCAUCGCAAGCCACUCCAGUUGAAUCGACUGCUUCGCGGGGACUCUUGAAGACCGAGAAUCAGCCACUAAGAUCUCUGAGACGAAACACACAGACAACGGGCGAUGACUCUUUUGAUAAAUCCUCCGAGAGAUCAGAACCGUUGAAAAUAGAACGCCGUUCACCACUUGAGGACUCAUUGCGUCGAACGGCAAACGAGAAUGCGACAAAGGAGAAUGAUCAACAAGCGGCGGGCGAGAGCCCAGAAAGCAGUAUGUCCCAGAAACAAACUGUUAACAAACUGUUUGCGUCGGUCUCUAGCCUUGCUCAUUAUUUUCUUUUCUCAGAUCGCACUUCCGGUAGCUCCAGCGGCCGUACCCAUGUUCCUUAUUUUAGAUAUUUUGGGCCCACGGCCAUUGUGCCUGGGUUUAAGCAGAUGGUCAAUACGUCCUCUAUCUUCCGGUUGUCCAAGUACGGGGUUCACGGAAAAGUAAUGCAUCAUUGUCAUCGGGUUAACUCGAUCUCACCUCUGCGGAGUCCGAAACUCCUCGACAACAGUGUCAACCCCAUAGCCGAUAGCGCUCACAACCGUGACGCCAACACAAUCCCUUUCUAUGACCGGGACGACGCCCUACCUGUGGGAAAUCUGGUCACUCAUCUUUGCGAGUUGUUUUUCAUUCAUUUGGGCUGUAGCUUCCCUUUCCUGCGGCGUGACCGCUUCCUGCGUGAUCUGAAGGAGAAGAAAAUCGAUACCAUGCUGGUUGAUUCCGUGUGUGCUUUAGCGGCUAGAUUCUCACCACAUCCUCUAUUAAGUCCUCCGCAGGCGCCUCCGAUUGAUGCAUCUGAGCCCCAACUGGACAUGAAGAAGUCAGACCGCGGCCAGCCGUUUGCAAACCGAGCAAUGAGCGCCCUGGUUGACUCACUCGCAUUUCCGACUCUCUCCGUUGUCCAGGCAUGUUUGUUGCUUGCCUAUGAGGAAUUCGGUUCAAACCGUGAUAGUGGGUUGUGGAUGUAUCUGGGUAUAUCCAUUCGAAUGGCGCAAGAUCUAGGGAUGCAGAAGUUGCAAGGCCUGGAUUAUAGUUAUGGUCGAAGUGGUGUAACACCCAGCGCGGUUAUGACAGGGCAAGCAUCGAAAUUGAGAGAAGAUGAAUAUGACGAACCUCAAAGUGGUUCGGGCUCAAUAAAGGAACCACAGGAGGGGGGAGACCGGCGCGCCUGGGAGCGUGAGAGAGUAGACACUUUCUGGAGCAUUUUCUUCCUCGACAGAGUGAUCUCGUCUGGAACCGGACGGCCAGUGACACUACGGGAUGAGGACAUAGAACUACGCUUCCCUCUUCAAUCGGAAUCGCAGCUUCCCAAUGGCUGGCCGUCGCCAUUCCCACCCCUUAUCCGCAUUAUCCAUUUGUAUGGGCGGGUUACGGACCUUAUUAAUGGCAUGCAGGAUGCCAACCAUAUCACGCCAGAUACGCUGAAAAGACUGGCUGGGAUGGAAAGUGACUUAACUGGUAUCUACCAGCGGUUAUCGCCGAAGCUUCAUUUCAAUGCUGCUAAUUUUCAAGCCUAUGUGAAGGCCAAGGAGGGAACGAAUUUUAUCCUCCUUCAUUUCUGGUUCCACACGGUGAUCGUUCUUUUGCACCAACCCACUCUUCUCAACUCCUUUGGAGGCACCAUGCAACACCUUUACCCGAAUAGCAGAGAGCUUUCUAUGUCGUCAGCAAAGACAAUCGCGGAUAUCUUGGCAUUUUCUGAGCUUGUGGAUGGAAAGAGUUUCAUUGGCAAUCCUUUCACCAGCCAGCCGAUGUAUAUAGCAGCAUGUGCUUUCCUUAUGGAGAGUGCUUAUUAUUCUUCUCCCUCCUCUCGAUCUGCCUCGCCAUCCCACCAACCAUUACUCGCCAAUCAGACCAGCGGGUUCUUUAUGGACUCCUCUGGCUCAUCAGAACGCAAGCCCACUACGAAGUAUAGUCUUCUCGCGUCUGCCGCUUGGGAAAACUAUCAGAGAUGCUACAAAGCUUUGAAGGCUCUGGAGAAUUACUGGGAAGGUACAAAGUACAUAUUGACGGUUUUGGACCAGAAGGCAAAAGGGAUAGUGGAUCCCUUGUUAUAUACUGAAGAGGAGAUGGAGGGCACUGCCGAGACAUCAUCUGUCACGAACUUUACCGGAUCUAAUUGGCGCCAACCAGUUCAUGCUGCUAAUACCUCGGACAGGUCCGCAUCUGGCCACGUCUCUUCCAUGGAUGGAGGACGGUCACCAAGGAUGGACCCUACUCAAGCUAUCGGCUGGUCUCUUAGUAACGCAACCAAUUCCUCGCAGCCCAACCUUAGUCUCCUCUACCAGAUGCCUGCUGCUCAAGCAAACGAACGCGUUUCUAAUAGUCAAUCUCACGCUUCUCGAACUCGCCAUGGCUACCCCGAUGUUUCAGUUCAAUCAGACAUCGAGCAAAGCUCGAGCUCUUAUGCGCGAAACACUGAGCGCACAAAUAUUUCCAAUGUGGCUCAUGAUCAUUUGGUUUCUCCCCGCCGAGUCGCAGCCUCGGAAGUAAAUCUUCUCGGUGUAAAUUCCUCAUAUCCUCAUCCUGCACCGCGGCCUCCGAAUUCUCAGUCAGCGCACAAUCAGAGCAUUCAAAUCUCAUCUUCAUCAGGCCUCAACCCUCAAGUGGCAGCAUAUAGCUACUUACCAUCUACUACAGCUGAUCACCACACCAGUGAUAGCCACAUGGCAUCAAGGCAUUCUGAUACUCAUUCAAGCAUGAAUCCGCAGGCCGGCGAUUUCCUAAUCGAGAGUCAAGACAUCGAUAUGUCUGCCCUUCACCAACAAGACCAGCUACCUCUUCCCUUCACUCAAUUACCUUGGCUGGAGUAUUUACCCCAAGAUGUUCUCCUUUACUUUGGCGAACACCAAAACUUCCCUCUCAUGAGCACUAAUGAAGGUGCUCCUCCUCCGCCUCAGUAA
Molecule: messenger RNA, 3198 nt
Organism: Aspergillus nidulans FGSC A4
Lineage: Eukaryota; Fungi; Ascomycota; Eurotiomycetes; Eurotiales; Aspergillaceae
Product: putative C6 transcription factor
Exons: 8
Coding region: 1-3198 (1065 amino acids)
Biological process (GO): DNA-templated transcription; regulation of transcription by RNA polymerase II; regulation of DNA-templated transcription
Cellular component (GO): nucleus
Molecular function (GO): zinc ion binding; DNA binding; DNA-binding transcription factor activity, RNA polymerase II-specific
Source: RefSeq, a predicted model, not a curated record